This is a messenger RNA of Coffea arabica (coffee), 1836 nucleotides long. RefSeq lists its product as uncharacterized. NCBI's taxonomy places the organism in Eukaryota, Viridiplantae, Streptophyta, Magnoliopsida, Gentianales, Rubiaceae. The record is from RefSeq and is a predicted model, not a curated record.
UUACACGAAAGCGACAACGUUGGAUCAUUUAGUCACUUUGCCUUGCAAAACGAAGCGCAGAAAACACCAAGGUUAGGAAAGGCCAUUGGUCAAUAGCCAGAAAUUUCCGCCACUUCUGAAAAGAGCCUUCUAGGUGAUUCAAAUGAAGAAGUUUUGAGAGCCAUUCACGAAAUUUGUGGCCCCCAUAUAAUUCUCCUUGAGCUGUCUUUGUACUAAGCUUUACAUUGGAAAAUCUAUUUCUGUAUUUGGCAGAUGAGAUCAUCUAAAACCUGAUAAAGCCUAAAGGGGUAUCUGAUAUGAUGAUAGGGUCUUUCGGUCAACUGGAACUGAUUAAAGUUUCACAACAUAUUAUAUGAGCAAGGCUAAUGUUUUAUCCAUCUCUAAGAUGGAUGUAGUUUUUUAUCGAAGUGUAUAGUUCCAUAGAUUUAGUAAAAGUUGGAAGCAAAUAUAUUAACAGGUGUAGCUCACAUAAGCAGAAACCUGGGAACCUGCUAUAAUGAAACUUCUAGUCUCUUUUUUGUUUGCUUAAAAGUGUUUGCACUUGUUCAGUCGGAUCUUUGUGACUAGUUUUGAGUAUGCUUGAAUGCUAAAAGCAUAAAGAACUUGUUUUGGAAUUUGGUUAUUGUACUGUUCUCUUAUUCUUAAUUUAGCAUAUAACUUAUGAUUGAGUGUUUGGAACUGAUUGAAGAUAAACUGUCAUGGUUCAACCAUGUUGACGGUUCACAAUCUGGGAAUGUAUAACAACUGCCACGCUUAUUUGGACUCAAAUUUACUGAAUGAAACCGCAUCUGGAAAGCUUAGGCUUCUAAAUCCCUUGAGCAGUAGUGUCAGCUCUGCUAACUCUCCAAGGGACCCUUUUACUAAAAGAAUACAAAAUUGCUCCUUUUCUCGGGAUUUCUUUACUCAUCUUAAAGUCCAUCACCUCUCAUACCAGAAUCCUUCAAAGAUAUGGCUGUGCCAUUUACAAGACUCUGUUUCACCUGACGAUGAAUACCGUUCAUCACGUAAUAUAGCAAUCAGCUUGUUCAGGCGUUACCGGAGUUUUGUGGAGCGCGGAGGAGGUGACAACUUAAAAGAGUUCAUUGGUGCUGGUGUAAAUGCCUAUGCAUUGGGAUGUACUGACGAAGGAUUAAGGAAAGAACUAAUUCAAUUGAAAGAAUCUGGUGCCGAAAUUGAAGCUUUACAAACAUAUGGUGGAACCACCAGUCUAAAGUACAAGAUAUUCAGUGAGGAGCUUGAUGAAUGCAUUCUGUGGUUGAGCAUUAUAUUCAUCACCAUCCUGUGUACACCACAACCAACAAUAGUUAGAUGGUCAUCCACACCUCCAGUUUCUGAAGAUAUGAUGCUGCACUGGAAAGGCUUUUGUGCAAUCAUAGCAAAUGCGUACUUUGUGAGGGGAAUGGCAUGGCUUCCUGUGAAGACUCUUCAGCUAGAGCAGAUGGCAGUAGUGGGCUAUGCAGAAGAGCCAUCAGUUGUUGCCAGCAGAAUGAGAUUAGUAUUUAGCACACUCGAGACAAUUUCGUCAUAUAAAGAGAUUACGCAUUGAACAUUGCUGUUCCAAGUCGGGAUCUUCUCAUUUUCCAGACAAUUCAUGCAGGUUGUGAGUCCACAAUGGCCAAGAGGGUAGUCUAAUUGGAGCACAUCCAUGUUUUGCUGGAAUCCCCAAAUAUAAUAGUUGUCAGCUGUAAAUAGGAGGCUCUGGCAGAGCAUUAUGUACUACUUUCUUGGACAAGUAGCUGUUGUAAAAAGCAGUGUUUACUAAUCUAAGCAUCUUACAUCUUAAUAUAUGACCUGCAUUAUUUGUUGAGAUCAAUACAACUCUUUCAGAUGGCAACA